ACAGAUUUCGAUCGAAUUGUGAGUUAUCAGCCGGUGAGACAGAAAAAGGGGAGCUUAUUAGGGGCUAUAAUAAUAAUGGCCACCCAAGACAGAAGUUUCAACUCCUCAAGACCAUUAUACCUGACCGCUGUUGAUUGGAGAAACCCACACCACCGUAAAUCCGUUGUUGCUAGCUUGGUUCAGGGAGUGUACAGUCAAGAACACGACCGCCAAGGCCAUCAAGCACUUGCCCCUCCCUGGUGGGAAUUCUUCAAUUUUCAGUUAUCUGACGUGUUGGUUGACAACAAUGAUCGCUCGAUCUUUGGUGCCAUUUACGAGUUCAAAUCCCCACCUCCCUACGGUCACCACAAUCCACUCCACAUCCCUCCAAGAUACGUGGUUGCCUUCCGUGGCCCGAUGAUCAGAUGGGAGACCAUAUUACAGGACCUCACGUUGGAUUUCAAGGUCAUUCGAAAUACGCUGAAACAGAGCACCCGCUUUCAGCAAGCAAUGGAAGCUGUGGAAUACACAGUUUCCAUAGCCGGAGCCGCAAACGUGUGCUUUGCCGGACAUUCCUUGGGUUCGGCCAUGGCACUGCUAGCUGGAAAGAACAUGGCUAAAAUGGAAUGUUUACUGGAAACAUACCUCUUCAACCCUCCGUUCAUUCGGAUCAUGCGCAGUGUUAUGACAGCUGGAGUUACAAUUGCUCUAAGUCAAAGGCCUCAAAGGGGUGACUGGUUUGCUGCAUUAUCGCAGUGGAUUCCGCACCUUUUUGUGAAUCCGUCCGAUCCUAUUUCUGCAGAGUAUGUUAGGUAUUUUGAACAAAGGGAGUGGAUGGAGGCGAUUGGACUCGGAGCUAUUGAACCAUUGCAUCUCCUUCCUUCGGCGUAUCUGAUUAUUAAUGGGAGCCCCGUUCAGGGUCUUAGACAGGCGCAUGGGCUAGAGCAAUGGUGGAAGCCGAAUAUUCAAUACUGGUCCCAGCUUUACCACCCGAUGGGUAAGUGA
Messenger RNA from Rhododendron vialii, 984 nucleotides. Its product is annotated as GDSL esterase/lipase At4g10955-like. The coding region runs from base 76 to 984 and encodes 302 amino acids. NCBI's taxonomy places the organism in Eukaryota, Viridiplantae, Streptophyta, Magnoliopsida, Ericales, Ericaceae. The record is from RefSeq and is a predicted model, not a curated record. The transcript has 2 exons. Gene Ontology annotation, biological process: lipid metabolic process.